AUGGGCACCCGAUACUUCCUGGCUCUGUUUCUCAUCCUCCUGGUGUUGGGAUUCGAGGUCCGGGGCGACCCUGUGCCCCAGCAAGAAGAGACUGCCAGCCCUGCCCUGCUCACCAAGGUGCAGGAAUCACUCUUAGGUUACUGGGAUCUAGCCAAGACAGCUGCCCAGAAGCUGUACAAGAAGACAUACUUGCCCACCAUGGAUGAGAAAAUCAGGGACAUAUACAGCAAAAGCACGGCAGCUAUGACCACCUAUGCAGGGAUUUUUACUGACCAGGUCAUUUCUCUGCUGAAGGGAGAACAUUAA
This is a messenger RNA of Lipotes vexillifer (Yangtze River dolphin), 306 nucleotides long. It is a transcript of the gene APOC2, whose product is annotated as apolipoprotein C2. The coding region runs from base 1 to 306 and encodes 101 amino acids. Gene Ontology annotation, biological process: lipid transport; positive regulation of lipoprotein lipase activity; positive regulation of phospholipase activity. Gene Ontology annotation, cellular component: chylomicron. The record is from RefSeq and is a predicted model, not a curated record. NCBI's taxonomy places the organism in Eukaryota, Metazoa, Chordata, Mammalia, Artiodactyla, Lipotidae. Gene Ontology annotation, molecular function: phospholipase binding; phospholipase activator activity. The transcript is spliced from 3 exons.